AUGCCUGGGUUAUCAAUUUGCAUACGUGCUCCCGCAGGAGCUCGCCGUCAGCCUUCGAGCACACCCGAAGCUGCGACCGUGGCUCCUGUUGGUGGCGCGGAACGGCACACGACGGCGUGGGCGAAGCAGACCAAAGCCAAAUCCACCAUUAGUGGUGGACGGUAUGGCGAAAAUCUCUACUGCCGCCCCUUGGAUCUCCCCGCCUCUGCGUGGCCGCCCUUAGGAAAGCCACCUGCUCAACCGCAACAGCCACUGGCCUUUACAGGGUCCGGCAUGCGUGCCGUCUUCCUCCACAUCGCAGGAGUCCGAAAGGAGUCCGUCGGCACCGGAGUCUUUCUUCCGCGUACCGCCGGAAACAAAUUCGAACCGAAGAAAAAGUCAGGCUGUUCCACCGUUUUGGUGCCCGACAGAGUGGUACAGGCGUUAAAUCUGAACCUCGAUGAAUUCGCAGCUCAACCACGAUUCCCCGAUGGCUUUGUUCUCAGCCAUGGUGAUUCUUCCGUUGCGUUCCUUUUGUCAAUCCGAUCUGUUUUCUUGGUUUUUUUGGUCACGGGAGAGAAGAGAUAA
Messenger RNA from Zingiber officinale, 567 nucleotides. RefSeq lists its product as uncharacterized. NCBI's taxonomy places the organism in Eukaryota, Viridiplantae, Streptophyta, Magnoliopsida, Zingiberales, Zingiberaceae. The transcript has 3 exons. The record is from RefSeq and is a predicted model, not a curated record. The coding region runs from base 1 to 567 and encodes 188 amino acids.